AUGGCAUUAAGAUUUCCAAGGAUUAGCCAAGGUUUAGCUCAGGACCCCACUACUCGUCGUAUUUGGUUUGGUAUUGCUACCGCACAUGACUUCGAAAGUCAUGAUGAUAUUACUGAGAAACGUCUUUAUCAAAAUAUUUUUGCUUCGCAUUUCGGACAAUUAGCAAUAAUUUUUCUGUGGACUUCCGGGAAUCUGUUUCAUGUAGCUUGGCAGGAAAAUUUUGAGACAUGGGUACAGGAUCCUUUACAUGUAAGACCUAUUGCUCAUGCAAUUUGGGAUCCUUAUUUUGGUCAACUGGCUGUAGAAGCUUUUGCUCGUGGGGGUGCUCUUGGUCCAGUGAAUAUUGCCUAUUCUGGUGUUUAUCAGUGGUGGUAUACAAUCAAUUUACGUACUAAUGGGGAUCUUUAUACUGGAGCUCUUUUUCUAUUAUUUCUUUCAGCCAAGCGGGGUGGUUACACCUACAACCGAAAUGGAAACCGAGCGUUUCUUGGUUUAAAAAUGCUGAAUCCCAUCUUAAUCAUCAUUUGUCAGGACUAUUCGGAGUCAGUUCCUUGGCUUGGACAGGACAUUUAG
Molecule: messenger RNA, 573 nt
Organism: Arachis stenosperma
Lineage: Eukaryota; Viridiplantae; Streptophyta; Magnoliopsida; Fabales; Fabaceae
Product: photosystem I P700 chlorophyll a apoprotein A2-like
Exons: 1
Coding region: 1-573 (190 amino acids)
Biological process (GO): photosynthesis
Cellular component (GO): thylakoid; membrane
Source: RefSeq, a predicted model, not a curated record